Molecule: messenger RNA, 2731 nt
Organism: Lepus europaeus (European hare)
Lineage: Eukaryota; Metazoa; Chordata; Mammalia; Lagomorpha; Leporidae
Gene: HDGFL3
Product: HDGF like 3
Biological process (GO): regulation of transcription by RNA polymerase II
Cellular component (GO): nucleus
Molecular function (GO): double-stranded DNA binding; transcription coregulator activity
Source: RefSeq, a predicted model, not a curated record
GGAGCGGGGUGGGCGGCCUCCCGGCAUCGUCGCGGCGACCAAGGACGACCGGGAUGGCGCGUCCGCGGCCCCGCGAGUACAAAGCGGGCGACCUGGUGUUCGCCAAGAUGAAGGGCUACCCGCACUGGCCGGCCCGGAUUGAUGAACUCCCAGAGGGAGCUGUGAAGCCUCCAGCAAACAAAUACCCUAUCUUCUUUUUUGGCACCCACGAAACUGCAUUUCUAGGUCCCAAAGACCUUUUUCCAUAUAAGGAAUACAAAGACAAGUUUGGAAAGUCCAACAAACGGAAAGGAUUUAAUGAAGGAUUAUGGGAAAUAGAAAAUAACCCAGGAGUAAAGUUUACAGGUUACCAGGCAAUUCAGCAACAGAGCUCUUCGGAAAGAGGAGAAGGUGGAAAUACUGCUGAUGCCAGCAGUGAGGAAGAAGGUGAUAGAGUAGAAGAAGAUGGAAAAGGCAAAAGAAAGAAUGAAAAAGCAGGCUCAAAACGGAAAAAGUCAUACACUUCAAAGAAAUCCUCUAAACAGUCAAGGAAAUCUCCAGGAGAUGAAGAUGACAAAGACUGCAAAGAAGAGGAAAACAAAAGCAGCUCUGAGGGUGGAGAUGCUGGCAAUGACACAAGAAAUACAACUUCAGACUUGCAGAAAACCAGUGAGGGGACCUAACUACUAGAAUGAAUGCUGCAUAUUAAGAGAAACCACAAGAAGGUUGUAUGUUUGGUUGUCUGAUAUUCUUGGAUUUACUAUGAACCAAUACAUAGUCGUUGUUGUUGUUGACAGAACCCCAGUUUGUAUGUUCGUUAUUCACAUUCCUGUUUGUGUUUGGGAAACAAAAGACAUUUUAGCCUUUUUUAAGGUUAUUGACUUCAUUUCAUGUUAUUUGGCUGCAUGAGGUUGCCCUUAACCACUAAGGAUUAUCAGGAUUUUUUGCACAGACUCAUACAUGUCCAGGAUCCUUUGGCCAAGGCAGUUAUGUCCUCCGUUUUCCUGCCUUCGCCCGCCAUCACCAAACACUUUAUUAAAUAUUAAUUUGCAUUUUUUAGAUUACCACUCAACAUAAUGCAUAAGGGUGGGAUUUCCUCUCUUUAAUGAACCCAGGAACUAAUUCCUAGAUACAUAACAUUGGUAUAUUGAAGAAGAAUUAAAAUUGUCCUUCAGUUUUGAGGCCAUGUGUAAAGUUUAACCACAUUGUAAAAUACCUAUUCUGUAUUAGAAAUAGCUAGUUGCCAGCUUAUACUUCUCAAGACUCAUGUUGUUAUGUACACACACCGAGUUUCUGAAUGUGAAGUUAGUGAGUCUCUUUGUGUUACUCCAAAACAAAGGCAAUGAUCUCUUUUUUCCCAGUGCCAACACAAUCUGAGCUAAUCCCUCAAGGUGGAUACUUUCCAUUAUACAGUUGUACUGAGCAGCAGCCCUGUGGGAAACCAGACAAAACACUGACUUUUAAAUAUAGACUUUUAAAAUGAACUGUUUUCUUUUGGAACUAGAAGUAGAAUAGUUAAUAUUCAUCGACAAACCAUUAUUAUGUGUACAUUAUUGUUGCUAUUGUGAUAAUAGAGAAUUUUAUUUAUUUUUAUGCCAGCUUAUAUUGUGAGAACACAUUUAGUCAGUUUGGUUUUAUCAAUCCUACUAUGCUUGUCCUUGGAACAUCUUUCUCGUAUUCCAGGUUUGUAGUUGAAAAGUUUACUGUAAAAAAAAAUCAAAAACAAAAAAAUGUAUUGUUUUUACAGAAUAAAUUUAUUGGAAUGUGUACUGGGAGUAAGAUUUGAGGUUGUAAACAACUAAGUUAGUGUAAUUUGGCUUCAUAUAUGUAAUGUGAGGUAUUAAUGUAAUUCAUAUAUUAAAGCAAAAAUUGUUAACAGCAAGUUGACGGUAGAAUCAAGUGCAGGUGAGGCUUUUCUUUUUUUUAAACACUCUGGAUUCUUGCCUAUUUGGAAACACUUGGGGGGCUUACGGGAGAUUAUUACAUGAUUUGCCCGCACAUGUAAGAAAAUCUGUACUGCUCAGUGGACCUGCAUUCACACAUUGGCCACCGUCCGUGCAGUCGUUCACAUCCCAUUUGGUUUUGGUCUGCGUAUCUUGGUGAAGAGCUAGUAAAUAACAUGAAGGUACAGUGGGAGAAGAUGUUGAAGCUCAGGGCCACGAUGAGGAUGGUGACAGCCAAGGGUGUGAAUGCGCCAAUGCGCUGAACCACGCCAGCGACACUGAGGAGGCAGCUGUCCGUGUGGUUUGUUUCUCUCAUUUAGCAGGUAUUUUCUCUAUUAUACACAAUUCCAGUUGUGGGAAGUUCGCUACCAGAUAAGAGGGAUGCCAGUCCAGCUCUUUUUCUUGAAAAUGUGCUUUUUAAUUUUGAACGGCUUCAACUUAUUUUGAGACUAAUGAACAUCAGUUCACCAAGGGAUUCUUCAUCGCUCACACUGAAACACAGGAGAAUGUAGAAGACACCUGAGAGAAAGACAGACAGGGCUGCAUUCGCUGGUCACUCCGCAGACGCCCACAGCUGGCAGGGCUGGCGCCGGGAGCUGGGAACUCUCCAGGUCUCCACGUGAGUGGCAGGGACCUAAAUACCUGAGCCGUCACCACUGCUUCCCCAGGGCUGCACUGGUGGGCAGCGGGGUCAGGAGCCAGAGCCGGGAGUGAAACCCAGGCACUCCAGGGGGAACGGGGGCAUCCUGGUCACUAGGCCAGAUGCGCCCACCCCAAACGGCGUCUUUGAACUGGGCUAUGUAACUGAC